Molecule: messenger RNA, 1207 nt
Organism: Sphaerodactylus townsendi
Lineage: Eukaryota; Metazoa; Chordata; Lepidosauria; Squamata; Sphaerodactylidae
Gene: POU4F3
Product: POU class 4 homeobox 3
Exons: 2
Coding region: 1-1101 (366 amino acids)
Biological process (GO): regulation of transcription by RNA polymerase II
Molecular function (GO): RNA polymerase II cis-regulatory region sequence-specific DNA binding; DNA-binding transcription factor activity, RNA polymerase II-specific
Source: RefSeq, a predicted model, not a curated record
AUGAUGGGCAUGAACGCCAAGCCGCCGUUCGGCAUGCACCCUGCCCUGCAGGAAGCCAAGUACUCCAGCCUGCACUCCAGCUCGGAGGCGAUGCGCCGCGUGUGCCUCCCGGCCCCGCAGCUCCAGGGCAAUAUAUUUGGAAGCUUUGAUGAGAGUCUGCUGGCCCGGGCUGAAGCUCUGGCGGCUGUGGACCUGGUCCCCCACGGCAAGAGCCACCCGUUCAAGCCCGACGCCACUUACCACACCAUGAGCAGCGUGCCCUGCCCGGCUACCUCUUCGCCCACCGUGCCCAUCUCGGCCCCCGCUCAUCCCCACCACCACCACCACCACCUUCCGCAUCCCCACCACCACCACGCGCACGCCGGAGCGCCCCAAGGCCUCGACGGCGACCUCCUGGAGCACCUCUCGCCCGCGCUGAUGGGGGGCCCCGAGGCCGGCGCCGUCCUGGCCGCGCAGCUCCACCCGCACGCCCACCCGCACCUGGGCGCCGCCAUGGGCCACCUGCACCAAGCCAUGGCCGUCGGCAUGGGCCCCCCGCCGCCGCCCGCCUCGGCCCCGGCCCCGAUCGCGGCGCCCCCCGCCGGCCUGUCCUGCCUGGGCGACGUGGAGUCGGACCCGCGGGAGCUGGAGGCCUUCGCCGAGCGCUUCAAGCAGCGGCGCAUCAAGCUGGGGGUCACGCAGGCGGACGUGGGCUCGGCGCUGGCCAGCCUGAAGCUGCCCGGGGUGGGCUCGCUGAGCCAGAGCACCAUCUGCCGCUUCGAGUCGCUCACGCUCUCGCACAACAACAUGAUCGCCCUCAAGCCCGUCCUGCACGCCUGGCUCGAGGAGGCCGAGGCCGCCCGCAGGCACCCCGGCGGCGCCAAGCCCGACCUGUGCGGGGCCGCCGCCGCCGCCGCCGAGCGCAAGCGCAAGCGCACCUCCAUCGCCGCGCCGGAGAAGCGCUCCCUGGAAGCCUACUUCGCCCUCCAGCCGCGGCCCUCCUCCGACAAGAUCGCCGCCAUCGCCGAGAAGCUCGACCUCAAGAAGAACGUCGUCCGCGUCUGGUUCUGCAACCAGCGGCAGAAGCAGAAGCGCAUGAAGUACUCGGCCGGCGGACACUGAGGCCGCCCACCCCACUCACCCACCCACCCAGCCCCAGGCAGCCCGCAAGAGUUGGGAAGAAGGCUGACUCGGGAAACGAAGUAAGACCGCGGGGCGGGGAGGGGAG